UCCAUCGUCUGAAAAACCCCAACGCGAGCAAUUCUAAACAGAGUGAGAGGGAGAGGGUUGGAGAAAGGAGGAACAGAUAGGGGAAAAUGUCGGGUUUCUUGUUCCCUUCCUCAUCCUCUACUCAAUCUUCAUCAUCAUCAUCGUCAUCUCCGUUCUCAUUAGGAUCCUCCCCAUCUCCAUUCGGGUUAUCCACUUCUGCAUCCGCAACCGCUUUUGGUUCUUCGCUUUUCAACUCAAACCCUAGCUCCUUCUCCCCCUCCUCCACCGCCAUUACCACCACCCCUGCAUUCUCGUCAAAUCCUGCCUCCGGCUUGAGCCCAUUCGCCGGGUUCGGACAACCCAGCUCGUCCUCUUCUUCCGCCUUCUCGGCUCCCGCAUUCUCUUUCGCGGUUGGUUCGGGUUCCGCCGCAUCCCCCUUUUCCUCACCUUCUUCUUCCGCAACCUCCGGUUUGUUCGGAGCAGGUUCUUCCGCAUCAACUUCACCUUUGCCUUUGGGCGCACCUUCUUCCGCAGCACCUUCUGCUUCGCCGCUGUUUGGCUCGGCUUCUUCCGCUGCAGGUUCGGGUUCAUCCUUGUUUGGGACAUCGAUUUCUAGUACGAGUUCGCCUUCAUUUGGGUUCGCCACAGCUUCAUCUACGGCCAGUUCUGCUCUGUCCACUUUUGGAGCAUCUUCAUCCGCAGCAAGUUCAACAGGUUCAUCUUUAUUCGGGGCAACUUCAUUCGCAGCGAGUACAACAGGUUCAUCUUUAUUCGGGCCAUCUUCACCCACAGCUGGUACAACAGGUUCGUCUUUAUUCGUGGCAUCUUCAUCGGCUUCUACUACUCCUUUGUUUGGCUCCACAGCAAGUUCAGGUCCAUCCCUCUUUGGGGCAUCUGCAUCAGCAGUAAGUUCAGCUUCAUCCCCGUUUGGAGCCAGCGGUGGUUCCUCUCUAUUUUUAUCUUCACCAGCGCCAACUGCAGCUCCUACUACUAGCUCUUUUGGCUCUUCAUCAUCGUCUUCAGCUUCUACUACUACUGCAGCCACAGCUCCAUCCUUUUCAAGCUUGCUAUCAUCAAGCUCUGCUUCAAAUUCAACCACCGCUUCACCAUUCUUGACUUCUACUGGGUUCUCUUUCUCGAAUAGUUCGGUAUUUUCUAAGAGCAUUGCAAGUACAACAUCAACACCAACCUCUACGACAGCUCCUUCGUUAACAGCUGCUGCUUCUUCAUCAAGCUUGUCAGGCUUCUCUUUUGCUCCACCUUCUUCUUCAGCCUCUCAACCUACCUUUGGAUAUGGCAAUGCAGCUGCCAUGUCUAAACCCACUUCUUUGUCUUUUGGAACGUCAUCGGCACCAUUGUUUUCUACAGUUACCACCACUACUAGUGCUCAUUCUCCAGCAGCUAGUAUUGCUGCUGCUUCUGCUUCUUCUUCUUCUUCUGCUGCUGCUUCAACACCGGCAUUCCCUGCAUUUAACUUGAGUUCAUCUUCUGCUACUACGGCUCCUUCAUCAGCUGUGCCUGCAAGUUCAGCUGCUUCAUCAGCUGCUGUGAGUUCUUUUUCUGGAUUUGGUGUGACAAAUGCAGCUGCUACGUCAGGGAGUACCAGUUCUUUCACUGGUUUUUCAUUAUCGACAAAACCAUCUGCUCCUGCUUCAUCCUCACAAGCGCAAUCCACUACUGCUGCUCCUGUAUUCAGUCUCCCUGCUUCCAGUUCUGCUGCUUCAAUAACUUCAACUUCCAGCACUACGACUGCCCAAACAUCAUCAACCCUUGUUGUAGCUUCAAGUAGUGGGACUAGUUUAAGUGCCACAGCUGCAGUAUCUGCUGCACCAAAAUUACCAUCUGAGAUAACAGGAAAGACAGUGGAGGAGAUCAUCAAGGAAUGGAAUGCUGAACUUCAAGAACGCACUGGAAAAUUUCGAAAGCAGGCCAGUGCAAUAGCUGAGUGGGACAGGCGAAUAUUGCAGAAUCGUGAUGUUCUUCUUAGGCUUGAGAUUGAAGUGGCAAAAGUGGUUGAGGCCCAAGCUAGCUUGGAGCGACAACUGGAGUUAAUUGAGACUCACCAGCAAGAGGUUGAUAAAGCUUUGCUAAGUAUGGAAGAAGAAGCAGAACGUAUUUAUAAGGAUGAGCGUGGAUUGCUUCUUGAUGAUGAAGCUGCAUCAACACGAGAUGCAAUGUAUGAGCAGGCAGAAAUUGUGGAGAGGGAAUUGGAGCAGAUGACAGAACGGAUUAAAUCUAUUAUUGAGACUGUAAACUCUAGUCAGGGUGGGGAACUUGAGGCACUUGAUGGAAUGACUCCUUUAGAUGUGGUUGUCAGAAUCUUGAAUAAUCAACUGACUUCUUUAAUGUGGAUUGAUGAGAAGGCUGAGGAAUUCUCUUCGCGUAUUCAAAAGCUUGCCACACAGGGUUCUGCUGCAGAUCGAGAAUUAAUGGCUCCGAAAUUUUGGAUGUCAUGAUCCUGGAAUUUGUACACUUAAAUUGAAGGUUGUCCCAAAGUUAGCAUGUAGUAAAUGCAGAGCAAAGGCUAAAUACACAUUUGUUAAUGUUUCAACAAAAUACAUUUAAUGUUUGAUUUAUUCCCCUUUCUUAGGUUUGGUGCUCUGACAACAUUUUUCAGGUGAUGUAAUUGGUGGUGAUUAUAGCCAUUAAAGUUAGUACAAGAUUUUGCAAGCUGAUGGCUUCACCUAAUAGUUGUUACCUUUCUUAGGAGGAUUGAGUUUCAAGGUUCGCCUUCCCUUACACCUCCCAGAUGUAUAAAAAAAAUUAGGACCUUCGUUUUU
Theobroma umbraticum is the source of this 2759-nucleotide messenger RNA. Its product is annotated as structural constituent of nuclear pore. NCBI's taxonomy places the organism in Eukaryota, Viridiplantae, Streptophyta, Magnoliopsida, Malvales, Malvaceae. The record is from RefSeq and is a predicted model, not a curated record. Gene Ontology annotation, biological process: RNA export from nucleus; protein import into nucleus. Gene Ontology annotation, molecular function: phospholipid binding; structural constituent of nuclear pore. Gene Ontology annotation, cellular component: nuclear pore; nuclear pore central transport channel.